AUGCAGCAGGCUAUGCGGAAAGCCGCUCGUGAAGUCCUUGGUGACGAGACCAAAUGGCCGCACGAGCUUGUCUUUAUCUCCCGCAACAUGCGAAUUGUGCAAGCGAAUAACCAAUAUCUAGGUUCCCCUGUUAACCGCAUUAAGAUUAUGGGGACAUGGGCAUCCCGUGCGCUUGUUGAGUCUCUGGAUCUGCCACUGUCACAAAAGAUUAAGAACUACGGCCGGCACAUUGUGUUCAAGUUUGUGAUUCUGACCUCAGAUGUCUUUUUCUACUGGUAUAAAUUCCGGCAGAUGCUGGGCUGGGGUGGGGGUAUGGAAGAUGAGAUAGAGGCGCAGAUGCAGCAUAUGGCGAGAGAUAUGGGAGUCGAGCUGAAUCAGCCCAUAUUUGAGGGUUGA
This is a messenger RNA of Ophidiomyces ophidiicola, 396 nucleotides long. RefSeq lists its product as uncharacterized. The coding region runs from base 1 to 396 and encodes 131 amino acids. The record is from RefSeq and is a predicted model, not a curated record. The transcript has a single exon. Lineage: Eukaryota; Fungi; Ascomycota; Eurotiomycetes; Onygenales; Onygenaceae.